ACAGCAGCAGCGGGCGGAGGGGAGUGGAGCGGCGGCGGCAGCGGCGGCGGCAGCAGCGGCGCGGAGGCGGCGGAGGUGCGAGUCGCAAUGCAGCAAGUCUUGGAUAACCUUACGGAGCUGCCCUCAUCUACAGGAGCAGAAGAAAUAGACCUAAUUUUCCUCAAGGGGAUUAUGGAGAAUCCUAUUGUAAAAUCACUUGCUAAGGCUCAUGAGAGGCUAGAAGAUUCAAAACUAGAAGCUGUUAGUGACAACAACUUGGAAUUAGUCAAUGAAAUUCUGGAAGAUAUCACUCCUCUAGUCAAUGUGGAUGAAAAUGUGGCAGAACUGGUUGGUAUACUCAAAGAGCCUCACUUCCAGUCACUGUUGGAGGCCCAUGAUAUUGUGGCAUCAAAGUGUUAUGAUUCACCUCCAUCAAGCCCAGAAAUGAAUAAUUCUGUCAAUAAUCAGUUAUUACCAGUAGAUGCCAUUCGUAUUCUUGGUAUUCACAAAAGAGCUGGGGAACCAUUGGGUGUAACAUUUAGGGUUGAAAAUAAUGACCUGGUAAUUGCUCGAAUUCUUCAUGGAGGCAUGAUAGAUCGACAAGGUCUGCUCCAUGUGGGAGAUAUCAUUAAAGAAGUCAAUGGCCAUGAGGUUGGAAACAAUCCGAAGGAGUUGCAAGAAUUACUGAAGAACAUUAGUGGAAGUGUCACCCUGAAAAUUUUACCGAGCUAUAGAGAUACAAUUACUCCUCAACAGAGUUGCAUCAAAAUGGAGAGGCACCCAGCACACGCCCAUCAGGUAUUUGUGAAGUGUCAUUUUGAUUAUAAUCCAUACAAUGAUAACCUAAUACCCUGCAAAGAAGCAGGAUUGAAAUUUUCAAAAGGAGAAAUUCUUCAGAUUGUAAACAGAGAAGAUCCAAACUGGUGGCAGGCUAGCCAUGUAAAAGAGGGAGGAAGCGCUGGUCUCAUUCCAAGCCAGUUCCUGGAAGAGAAGAGAAAGGCAUUUGUUAGAAGAGACUGGGACAGUUCAGGACCUUUUUGUGGAACCAUAAGUAGCAAAAAAAAGAAAAAGAUGAUGUACCUUACAACCAGAAAUGCAGAAUUUGAUCGUCAUGAAAUCCAGAUCUAUGAGGAGGUAGCCAAAAUGCCUCCCUUCCAAAGAAAGACAUUAGUAUUAAUAGGAGCUCAAGGUGUGGGACGAAGAAGCUUGAAAAACAGGUUCAUAGUGUUGAAUCCCACUAGAUUUGGAACUACAGUGCCAUUUACUUCACGGAAACCAAGGGAAGAUGAAAAAGAUGGCCAGGCUUAUAAAUUUGUGUCACGUUCUGAGAUGGAAGCAGAUAUUAAAGCUGGAAAAUAUUUGGAACAUGGGGAAUAUGAAGGAAAUCUCUAUGGAACCAAGAUUGAUUCUAUUCUUGAGGUUGUCCAAACUGGACGAACUUGCAUUUUGGAUGUCAACCCACAAGCCCUGAAAGUACUGAGGACAUCGGAGUUCAUGCCCUAUGUUGUGUUCAUUGCUGCUCCAGAACUAGAGACUUUACGUGCCAUGCACAAAGCCGUAGUGGAUGCUGGCAUCACUACCAAGCUUUUGACGGACUCUGACUUGAAGAAAACAGUGGAUGAAAGUGCACGAAUUCAAAGAGCGUACAACCACUAUUUCGAUUUGAUCAUCGUAAAUGACAAUCUAGACAAAGCCUUUGAAAAGCUACAAACUGCCAUAGAGAAACUGAGAGUGGAGCCUCAGUGGGUCCCCAUCAGCUGGGUUUACUGAUGACUCAAUAAGGUUCACAAUUAAAAUCCAACUUUUAGAAAAUGAUUACAACAAUUAAACCUUCUACUGAGAAAAUUUGUGUGCAGAUAGAAGCUACCUGCCAAGUCCAGGCAUUUUUACUGUGUAGAUUGAAAUACCAGUACACCAUUCUGAAUUUUUAUAGAAAAUGUGGUUGGGAAGGUGUACUAAUAUAUAAUUUAUCUUAAUUUUUCUAACUUUUUAUGGACAAUCUAUUCAUACCACAUAAAGAAAUGCGUUGAAGCAUUUUGUAUGUUUUGUUUUAGUACCCUUGCCUUUUUCAUCAGGAAUUUUCAACUCAUUCAUUCGAACAUUGGUCUCACAUUUUCACUGUGAUGAUAAAUACUUGAAAUAGUUUUGUAGAGUUGUCAUUUAGUCCAGUAUUUAACUAAUGAAAAGAGAAAAUAGUGAUUGGCCUUCUUUCCUAAUAUAAUUCCUUACAGAAGAAGAACUUCGAUGUCAGUGCUGCAGCGAGUCUUUUACCAUCCAAAUCUGACAUCAGAAGUCUGCUCAAUGCUGCGUGGUUUUGUUAUUUCAGAGAUGUAUGGCUGUCCGUUCUGAUUUAUGCAGACAUGCUGGUGUUUUUCCCCCUCAUUUCUAACUUCAGUGGAAAAAGGAAGAGCAAUACCUUGCACUCUCAUUUGUUGCAAAGACAGGCUAAUACUAAGUUAACAUGUACACAGCAAGCAAGGCGGGGCAGGCUCAGAGAGUGCCUUCCGUAACACCUUACAGUGAAAUGGCACAGUUGACUUAUUUUCACAGGGAAAAAUUUAACUGAUAAAAAUGAACUUACUUCCUUAGACACAUUUUUAUUAGGAUAUAGUCAGCAACUGUACUAUGCUUCCGCAUAUUUCUGUGAUCCUUAAAAAUGCCUCUAAGUUUGCAGUUUGAAGGGGUUGUUGAACAAUCAGUGUGCUUUUUGAAGUACAAUGUGAUCAUUAAGGUAUUUGUUAGAUUCGUUGUGCUGAGAACCCAAUCCACUGAAUGAUUUUUAAAAUUUGGAAGUAACUGUCAGCUGUUUUAUCUAUAUAUAACAUAUGUAUUAUAUAAUAUGUACAUUGUGUAUAUUAUAUAAUAUAUAUUAAAUCAUUGUGGGUUUUUUACAUUUCUGUAAGGAAAUGCACUUUUUUUGUUUAAUGAUUAGGAAAACGGUUCUCUAGCUGCAUUAAUAUGUACACAUUUCCAAAAUUCACCUUAGCUAAUACCUUCCUUUAGGAUUCUUAUAUGGUAUAAAUCCUUGCUAAAGUGUACUCAGAUGCAGCUCAUCAUUAAACUAAGUCAGCCACAUUUUAUAUUGAUGCUGUAGAUUUUCACAUAAACAGUACUCACAUUUAUAGGGCUUGGUGCUUAAAUGUGGGUGGUUGUCUUUGUCAGGUGGCAGGCACCUGGCUGCUGAAUUUGUAUCUCCCUCACCAGAGCUGUCCAGGGAAUGCCAGCAGGGGUGCUGGAGUGGGGAAAAAAAGCCUGGCAAUGAGGAGUAAGCACACUUUUAAGUCUUUUCACAAUGAAACAAAACUCUCAAGCUGCUAUAUUGUUAAGAUUGAAAGUCCAUAAGUAUUUUUUUAAUUCCAGAUUUCAUAUCCAGAACACAAAUUCACGUUCUUUGUCCUAGGAUAGGAAAUUGGUGGCAAAAUGGAUCACACUCUUUUAGUAACUUUGGUACCUUUUAAACCUCCUAUACUACAUCACAGUAUUGGCUUCUCAGAGCAACAUGAGUUAAAGCACAGUGCUGAGGUGAUGUCCUGUGACUUAGUGUUUCAGCACACUGUAAAUGUUAUGAGAAAUUUCAUUUCCACAUUCUCUGGUGUGCCUUCAUCUUUGAACAACUUUGGGAUUCUUGUAGACAUUUUGGAUUUGUGGACAAACAGUUUAUCUACAAAUAUUUCAACUGUCUUGGCAAAUAGAGAUGAUUUUUACAUCAUAUGUAUUUUUUGUUGUAUCAUGUAGUAUAAAAUGCAUAUUAUUUAGAAAACAGUCAAUACAUAAAGGAAUUAUUCCUAUUAUAAAUGGUACUCAUCACUAACUACUUAGUUAAUACAUACUGGAUCCCUCCUAAUAUGAAAUAAAAUGAUGUAGUUCAUUUCAGACUAGAUGCCAGAACUGAAAAAAAAUACAUUUAGAAAAGUUCGUUGUAUCUCAAUAAAUAGUAAUUGAACUUGAAACUCAAGUCCCAUCUGAGUCUUCAGGAACCAGCAGAGCUCAGCUGGUCAAGGAGCCCCAGCGGCCCAGAGUUUCUCCCACAGCAGUGAGAACACGGUUGUGAUCACGGGCUUCUGUUGUGGGAGACGGCUAAGGUAAUUAGUUUAACUGAAGAGAGCAUGGUUUAAUGGGAUGUUUAACAGUCGGUAAUAUUUACAGUACACACACACUUGCUUUUGCUUUUGGGAAACAUGAUGUGCCAUUCCUUGUGGGCAGGUGAGUAUCUGCAUUUAGAUUCAGGGCAUGACUAUUUAUGUACAACUAAAAAAUAUAUAUAUAUAUUCAGAUGUACAAAUACCCAGAGGUGAUAUCUCUGGGUAAAUAAUUUAAAAUUUAACCUUAACUAGUGGAAUACCAGGUCUGUCCGGAAAAAGUCCAGCCAUCGUUUAUCUAAUGAGAACAGUUUGUGCAACAUUAAUGUAACCUGGCAGCCAAGGAGAGUGGAUUGGAAAGUGCAUGAGGAGCAAUGUCAACUUCACUGUAACAGUCAGUGGGGCUGGUAGACGCUGUUGAGUGAGCGUGUGUACUGUGUGGCUGCCACAUUCAAAAUGAGGAAGUAGAACAACAAACCUGCAUCACAUUUUGCAUUAAGCUUGAAUAUUCCUCCACGGAAACUAUCAGGAUGAUUCAGAGGGCCACAGCUAUGGGCAACUUGAUUGGCAGCUUCAUCACAACAAUGCAGCCACUCACACAUCACAUCUCAUGCAGAGGUUUUUGGUGAAACAUCAAAUCACCCAAGUGACUCAGUCCCCCUACAGCCCAGAUGCGGCACCCUGAGACUACUGGCUUUUCCCAAAACUAAAAUCACCUUUGAAAGGGAAGAGAUUUCCAACCAUGGAUGAGAGUCAGAAAAAUAUGAUAGGGCAGCUGGUGGUGUUUGGGAGAACUGUGUGAGGUCCCAAGGUGCCUACUUUGAAGGGGACUGAGGCAUCAUUGUCCUAUGUACAAAGGUUCUUUUAUCUUCUUCAAUAAAUGUCUCUGUUUUUCAUGUUCCAUGGCUGGAUACCUUCUGGACAGACCUCGUAUAUGUGAAGAGCUAUAAGUAGAAUUUCACCUUCAUUAUAGCCAGGCCUCAUUUUGCAGUUUCAGUUUCUAUUUGAUGCUUGGGUAAUAGCAAAUAUUCAAUGCUUCAAGACUUGAUUUAUUUUUGCUAACCUUAACUAUACAGUUGCUGAACAUAGCUUACUAAAAAAUUGUUAUUGUAAACCCAGAGUGACUACAGCUAUAGUAACCUGAACCCCAGAUUUGAAGCUAGUAAAACUUAUUUGUAAUUGCUUAGAAGGACAAGUUUUCCUUAAAAGAGAAAGUUGAUUAUUAAUACAAAUUGAGGAAAUGCAAACUAGCAAAAAAAUACAAUAAUAUGGCAUUAUAAAUUAUGGCCAGAUACUAGAUACUUUGACCAUAAUAUCCCAAUAACAAAAGGUGAUCUUUACUUUAAAAAUUUAUGAAAUUGGUAUUUAUUUUUUAUGUAUAUCAAGUGUCAUGAUCGUGAUUGAGGUUGAUUUUCAAGAUGGAUAGCCAUGGAGUUAGGUGCAAUUAUUUUGAAUUGUUAAAGUUUGAAAAGUGGUCAAAAUAAUGAUCUGCUUACAUUGUGUGCUUUUACAGCCUCUGAAACAACACUCCAAGUUCCAGAAACCACAGGCUAGAGAGCCAGUAAUUUUGUAGUAAUGAGCCUUUAUACUAAAUAUGGAAAAAGCAAUCCCAAAAUUUUAUGUAUAUAGACAACAGGUCAUUUUUUAAAUGUUUGAGUCACCAUAUAUAUAAUAUAUAUAUAAGCUAUGUGUAUAACAUGUAAAAUUCUUCCAAAAUACAUGAAUAAUAAAACUAAAUAUAUUCACCCAUGUAAUUAUAACUAGUGUUCUUAAAUUUUAUUUUACUUUCUAAACGUCUUUUAAUUCAACUUUUUAAAUUUUUAAUUACUCCCCAAUUGUACAUUCUGGAACUUUUUUCACAUUGUUUAAAAGGGCUUUGGUUUUUACCUUGAGUCAGAAUCCAAUCUCCUUUUUGAUAAAUCAGUGAAAUAUUAAGCCUAUAAAAUUGUCAUUAUAACUUAAUUUCCUUAAGGAAAAAAGGAGAGUCCUAGAUGAAAACCUCUUGGGAAAUACUUAUUUAAGCCUUCUAAUGAAUUCAGGGUACGGUUCAUGCUUAGAGACUGUGUUACCUGCCCUCUUCUUGUUUCAAAGGAUGUGCUAUGAGAAUCCAUGUAAUAACAUCUGUAAUAUACUUUAAGUUUUGGGGACGAAUUCAGUAUUUUAAAUGAUAGGAUUAUUUUAUAUAGUACAAGUGAAUAUUAUUUACAGACUUAAGAAUACCAUUGACUAAUAAUUCAACAUAUCAGUUUUUAUGUAAAUAUGUAUUGUAUUCCUGAGGAAGAUAACAAUUCUAUAAUUUUUUAAGGUAAGAUUAUUUUUAAAUGCAUUUUUGUUAGCUUCAAGUUUUAUUCAUUUAAAAAUACCCCAUAAUUUGUUGUGUUACUUCCUGUGUUCCUGGAAUGAUUUAGUGCACAGAAUCAAAAAUGAGUCCUUAUCCACCAAAAAGUAAAGGAAAUGAUGAUCUCAAAUUUCUAAGGUAAGAAUUUAAAAGCAUAGUUUGCACUUUUGCAAUACACUGCACUACUUUCUUUAAAAUAGUCUCCCUUUUGGUAAAAAUAGAGAUGAUAUACUUCUUUCCAGCUGAGAUAUAAUUCUGACCCUUGACCAUGUGACCUUUGGUAAAACUUGUAUAUCUCUUGAAUUUUAAUAUUCCAUUUGUUAAAUAAGGCUAACUUAACAUUCGUCUUCAGUUUAAAUUACAAGAAGUAAUUUGGAACUCUGAUGUGCUAAACUACAAAGUCUUUAUUAGGCUACUUUAUUUGUUUAUUGUAUGUUAUUUGCUUACACUGAGGUUAAUUAUUUUUAGUUCUUUUAAAGUGUACGUGUACAUCUUUCAGAGGUAACAGUAAAUGGUGCACACCAUUUAGGAAUCUUAUCUUCAUGUUGGGCUCUGAGGACGUAGUUCCAGCCUGGAAGAGGGUAUGUUUUGCUCUCAUAGUGGCCCUGGGCAGAUGGUCCAUUUUAGUUUGAAUCCCAUUCCAAGUCCAACCAGACCAGUCACAGGUCAGACUAGUAAGCAAUCCAGUGCUCUAUUACAUCAGCAGACACACUGAUCUUUGUUUGCCCCAUGAAGCUGCCCUACCCUGUUAUUAAUGCCUGAAAUUGAUCACCAUAGCCCAUAUUGUCUAACUGAUAGUAUUGUAUAAAGUUUAAAAGGUGUCUGUUUCUGGUGGACCUCUAAUCUGAAUGCUUUUUACAUUCCCUUUCUAAUUCCCCAUGGCUGUUGGCUGGCUGAUAAUGUGGUGCUGUGAUGGUAAAUCUAACCUGCCUCCACACACCAAAGUCAGUCAGAAACAACACCUCUCUCUCUCUCUUUUUUUUUUAAACUGCUAACUGUUACUGUUUUCUAAUCUCCAGCACAAACUGAAUGAACACAUCUACAGCUAACAUAAAUGCUGCUUAUAACUUGAGUGACGGAAUCACUGAGUGCUUGUAAACCUGUCUAGAGUCCCAGCAAACAGGCUACAUAGAGCAGAAGCCCAAAGAUCUUAUUUUAAAAGUUGGGAAUUGAGGUCUUUACUGUACUUCAGAAACAGCAAGCCAUGGGUAGAAACACAAAUCUGACAGCCAUACCUGAAAUUUUGCUUUCCUCAUACCAGUCAAGGUGACUUGAGAGCUUGGAGGAAGAGGAAAAUGCAUAGCGUUAAAAACUCCUCAGCUGUAAGUUACCAGCAUUAAACCCGAAGUCAUUACCAGAUUGCCAGUUAAAAUAUGUGAUUUUCCUCUUUAAAGAGGAGAGACGGGCAGCAGUGUAAGUCACAUUGUUCAGAACACAGGAAAGUUGCUCUGGUGAACGUGGUCCAAGGGAGGAACGCCAUCCAUGCCUUUUCAGGUAGAACCAGACUGGAGCUCAUUUCCAUCUGUGGUGGAAAUGCAGGAUGAGUAUUUCCUCUGGCUGUAUGCUGUGUUAAAGAGGGCUCCAGUCUCUUCAGUAGCAUUGAUUGUCAAGGAAGCGGUAUCUUGGAUUUUGCUGUAGAUGAGUGAGCGCUAGGGUUCGGCAACAAAUGUCAUUUUCUGCAUAAUAUGUUAAGCUCUGUUAGAGGCUAUGAUGAGUAUUUGUUGUAAAAUCCUUGCUUUGGGAGAUUUUUUUCCAUUUCAUUUUGGUAUAUCUUUAUUUUGAGCACAAAUGCAUGCUCUUUUUAACCUCUAUGAAAUGAUUGUAGAAUUUUUUUAAGCAAGGACAAAAUCUUGUUAGCAACCAAAAAAAAAUCAAAGCUGAACAAGCUGCUAAAGUAAGUUUCUGAUGAAAAAAAUUUAAAAAUAAAAAUUGCUACUGCUUUCCAAGUAAUUGUAUUGCUAAUUCCUAUGUAAAAGAAACUAUCCUUAUAUAAAUAAAGUUUUCCUGUAGUACAGUUAAGUACUGAUUUUUUGAAAACUGUCCCUAUAAAUUUUUUCCACAUUUUCAUGUGCUGUCCAAAACAAAAAUUAUUGAAAUGAUCUAUCUGUGAAAUUGCAUACACCUGGUAAAAUAUUUUUGUAUGUAAAAAGAAAUAAAUAUUUAAUAUUGGAAAAAUGUAGUGUUUUAUUUAUAAGUAGAACUGAGGCUUUCAAAUAAUAAAAUACAGAGGAUAUGAGAUUAGCUUUGGAACCUUUUUUUAAAUGAUAAUCAUUUUUGUAAAAACCCUCUGAUGUCAUUUAGUUUUUCCCACCAAGAUAAAUGUGUAAAUUUUCCACCUGCCUCUCCUGUUUAACAAGGAAACCCUAACUAUUAUUUCCUCUACACCAGCCCAAGCUUUCAGACAAUGUACUUGAGGAACAUCGAAGACAGAGAAGAUUAAAAUAUAGGAUCAAGAAAAGGCCUCUCUGCUUAGAUGGCAUGGGAUGGUACUAGGGCCAUUUCCCAGCCACCCAAGAAGGAGAAACCGUGGUGGGAAAGACAAGUCUGCUGCGGCACACAGCUCGGCCCCGAGGCCCGUGGUGAGGAGGGGAAGGGGACCCACCUGGCUGGCCAGGAGAUGGAGGUGUGACUGGGUGAGUGCAGGAAACCUCUUUCCAGAAAGGGUACUCUGAUACUCUUUCCCAAGCUGGUUUCUGGGACUCCACCUCAUAAUUAAGAAAUUGCUGCAUGAAUGUAUUUCUGGUGUCUCUAAAAGAAUCAUGAUUCAUAUAUAGCGGUUCCUUGAAUAACGUCAGUUUUGUUUAAUGUUGUUUCGUUCUAACGAUGUGAGGAAAACAUUACUGGCUGAGGCCACUGUGUGUGUGGUUUGCCUGUUCUUUCCAUGUCUGCGUGGGUUUUCUCUGGGAACUCCGGUUUCCUUCCACAUCCCAGAAACGGCAUGUUGGAUUAAUUGGCGCGCCUGACUUGUGCCAGACAGAGCAUAUAGGUGUGGGGUGAGUGGCCCUGUGAAGGAAGGGCGUCCUGUCUGGUGUGGGUCUCACCUUGUGCCCUGUGGUGCUGGAAAGACUUCAGCCAUCUGUGACCCUGAACUGGUAUUAUCAGGUGGGAAAAUUGCUCUCUUACUUUUUUUUAUCAUCAUAAAUGCUUGUUAUAGCUCACAUCUAUUUCGUUGUUUAAUAUUAGAAGUAUUUUGGGUCUUUAUUUAGAAGUUUGGUGUUGAUUUUAUGACCAGAAAUAUGCCGUAAGAACUUCACGCAUGGGUCUUGACUCAUGUUUAUAUUAAUCAGCUUAUGGUUAAAAAUGAUUUUGUUCCAUGUUUCGCUUAAAGCUGCAGUUUCCCAGAAUCUCAAUGACAUUAAAUGAGGAUUUAAGCAGUUCAUUUCUCUAUCUUAUACUACCUGUCAAUUUGCUGUCACCCCAGUAACAAGUUAGCACAAUUUAGCAGCUUAACACGAGGCUGAUCUGAGCUCUGGGGGGUUUGAAACCCAGCACAGGCCCCAGCAGGCCGCAGUUGAGAUGCCUCCGGCUGCCCAGGCUCCUCUCUGGAGGGGACUCGAGUUGGGUUGUUGGCCAACUUCAGGUUCAUGCAGCUGUCGAACUGAUGUCCCCGCUUCCUUACUUGCUGUUGGAUGGACUGUCUUCUCAUCCUGAAUCACUCCCCUGUGUUCUGAGCCAGCAGCAGCACUGAAUCCUUGUCAUGCCUCAUCUUUUCUGCAUUUUUUCAGCCAGGUCUCUCACUGAUUCUUCUCCCUUUUUUAAGGGCUCACCCAAAUAAUCCAGGAUAAUUUGUCUGUUUCAAGGUCCCUAACAUUAAAACUUCUAUAAAGUUCUUUUUCAUUAUGUAACAUGCUCACAGGUUCCAGGGCUUCCUAGGUUGUGGGCACCUUUAAGAGGCCAUCGUCAGGCCACACCUCACUAGGUGGUCAGUGUUGCUGCUUGUGUCCGUUUAUGGAAGAGCAGCGGUCGUGGAAACGUCAGCGUUAAGGGGGCUGCCCUGUUCUGUCACAGGAAAUACCACUCUGCUUAGCCUGUUAGGGCUUGUUUCCAAUAAGUAUGGUUCUUGAUCUCAAGCAGUAAGUAAGGUUAAUUUCAAAUUAGUAAUCAUAUUUAAGGAUACAGAUACCAGUGAGAAGACACUCCUGGAGGCCCAGUGCCGCCCGCACUCAUCGGCACUGCCAGCCCACCACGUCCCAGCGGAAGCCUGCUGAGAAGCCCGGCUGUAACCGGGGCUGGGAACUCCUAUCCCAGCCUAAGACUGUGUCCAGCUGGUAACUGGCCAGUGUUGGGGCAACUGUGGAAACAGCUAAAAUGCCUGUCGCUUCUUUGAUGUGACCCAAGCUUUUCACACUUGCUGGGACGGUAUCUUUCUGUCUGAGGUGUAUCUUUGUGUGUGUUGGUUUAGUUUUUUUAUUAUUUAGAAGAUAAUAUAUACAAAAUUCUAACAGGAAUGGAAGGGUGAACCACCUGCUUCCCCUGCCUUUUGCCCUAACCUCUAAAUCCUCUCCCCGAAGGAGCCACUGUUGGGUUUCAAGUGGACUCAUAAAUGAGAUUUCCAUGCAUGGCGAUCCACGUAUAUCUAGUUUUUCCACAAGCAGACUCAUAUCCCGUCUGCCUACAGUGUAUUCCUUAUAUGUAUUUUAUUUCAGAAAACCAAACAAAUGCUGGCACGAGUUGUGCCAGCAUUUUCGCACUUUUUCUUUUGCAUGUUGCCUUCCAAUUUGUGCGUACGGCACUUCUUUUCUAUAUUGUUGCCACCACAAUGUACAGCUAUGCAACCUUUUUUCUCACGUCAUAGGUAUUUGCAUGAGGGUAGUCUCAUUUUUCAGAGGUGACGGAAAGGUUCAUUUCUCACUAAAAUCUCAAAGGCAGGGAGGGGAGAAGUAGAUGAUGGUGAGGUAAAAAAUGUGCUGAACAACACAUUUCUCUCCAACAGCGCUGCCCUUCGUCCCCACUGCCUCCUAAGUGACACAAAUUGUCACAGUAAAGCUCAGCCACGUUUUGCUAAGGGAGAGCAAGAGGGGUUUCAGGUCCCCAGGCUAGUUAUAGUAGAAGGAUGUGGAAACAAGAAAAAGCAAAAUCCAUACCAUUCAGAGUUUCCUUUGAUAUAAUAUGUAUUUUACAAAUUAAACAUCCAGCAUGCAUGGAAAAUCAGC
This is a messenger RNA of Artibeus jamaicensis (Jamaican fruit-eating bat), 11549 nucleotides long. It is a transcript of the gene PALS2, whose product is annotated as protein associated with LIN7 2, MAGUK p55 family member. The record is from RefSeq and is a predicted model, not a curated record. The coding region runs from base 88 to 1749 and encodes 553 amino acids. The transcript has 13 exons. Gene Ontology annotation, molecular function: protein binding. Gene Ontology annotation, cellular component: plasma membrane; cell-cell junction. Lineage: Eukaryota; Metazoa; Chordata; Mammalia; Chiroptera; Phyllostomidae.